GCUCCGGCUGCGGCGGAUCGGUUUCUCGGGGUUUGACCAGCUGUCCCGGGCUAACCCUGCUCCUCGCUGAAGAUGGAGGAAGUAAAAACAGGAUUACCCUUAGCUACAGAUCCACUGCCUUAGUUUCCACCACCAACUGCAGUGCACAAACACACGUUAGGCACAGGAAAGAAAGAAACAGAGAGGACACACUAACAGUAAACACAAACAAAAGGGUGAUGGGAUUAUUUUACUGCAUGCACUGCUGAGCACUGCACUUUGACUAUGGAAACAGAGGCUAUUGAUGGCUAUAUAACAUCAGGUGACAAUGAGCUUUCACCUGAAAGGGAGCACUCCAAUAUGGCAAUUGACCUCACCUCAAGCACACCCAAUGGACAGCAUGCCUCACCAAGUCACAUGACAAGCACAAAUUCAGUAAAGCUAGAAAUGCAGAGUGAUGAAGAGUGUGACAGGAAACCCCUGAGCCGCGAAGACGAGAUCAGGGGCCAUGAUGAGGGUAGCAGCCUAGAAGAACCCCUAAUUGAGAGCAGCGAGGUGGCUGACAACAGGAAAGUCCAGGAGCUUCAAGGCGAGGGAGGAAUCCGGCUUCCGAAUGGUAAACUGAAAUGUGACGUCUGUGGCAUGGUUUGCAUUGGGCCCAAUGUGCUUAUGGUACAUAAAAGGAGUCACACUGGUGAGCGUCCCUUCCACUGUAACCAGUGUGGAGCUUCCUUUACUCAGAAGGGCAAUCUUCUGAGACACAUCAAGUUACACUCUGGGGAGAAGCCGUUCAAAUGUCCUUUCUGUAGCUAUGCGUGUAGGAGAAGGGACGCCCUCACAGGACACCUCAGGACCCACUCUGUGGGUAAACCUCACAAGUGCAACUACUGUGGACGAAGCUACAAGCAGCGCAGUUCCCUGGAGGAGCACAAGGAGCGCUGCCACAACUAUCUCCAGAACGUCGGCAUGGAGGCCUCGGGCCAGGUCAUGAGUCACCACGUACCUCCUAUAGAAGAUUGUAAGGAACAAGAGCCUAUUAUGGACAACAAUAUUUCUCUGGUGCCUUUUGAGAGACCUGCUGUCAUAGAGAAGCUCACGGGGAAUAUGGGAAAACGUAAAAGCUCCACUCCACAAAAGUUUGUGGGGGAAAAGCUCAUGCGAUUCAGCUACCCAGACAUUCACUUUGAUAUGAACUUAACAUAUGAGAAGGAGGCUGAGCUGAUGCAGUCUCAUAUGAUGGACCAAGCCAUCAACAAUGCAAUCACCUACCUUGGAGCUGAGGCCCUUCACCCUCUGAUGCAGCACCCGCCAAGCACAAUCGCUGAGGUGGCCCCAGUUAUAAGCUCAGCUUAUUCUCAGGUCUAUCAUCCAAAUAGGAUAGAAAGACCCAUUAGCAGGGAAACCUCCGAUAGUCAUGAAAACAACAUGGAUGGCCCUAUCUCUCUCAUCAGACCAAAGAGUCGACCCCAGGAAAGAGAGGCCUCUCCCAGCAAUAGCUGCCUGGAUUCUACUGACUCAGAAAGCAGCCAUGAUGACCACCAGUCCUACCAAGGAAACCCUGCCUUAAAUCCCAAGAGGAAACAAAGCCCAGCUUACAUGAAGGAGGAUGUCAAGGCUUUGGACACCACCAAGGCUCCUAAGGGCUCUCUGAAGGACAUCUACAAAGUCUUCAAUGGAGAAGGAGAACAGAUUAGGGCCUUUAAGUGUGAGCACUGCCGAGUCCUUUUCCUAGACCACGUCAUGUACACCAUUCACAUGGGUUGCCAUGGCUACCGGGACCCACUGGAAUGCAACAUCUGUGGCUACAGAAGCCAGGACCGUUAUGAGUUUUCAUCACACAUUGUUCGAGGGGAGCACACAUUCCACUAGGCCUUUUCAUUCCAAAGGGACCCCUAUGAAGUAACAAACUGCACAUGAAGAAAUACUGCACUUACAAUCCCACCUUCCCUAAGAUGUUGACAUACCUUUUUUUAAAAAUAUUAUUACUGUCAUUAAUUCUUAUUUUGUGGUUGCAGUGUCUUUGCUCUGCCUAAUUACAAUUAGGAAGAAACAGAAGGGACAGGGACAGGGGAUCUUGUUUCUUGAUAACUUGGCUUCUUUACUUUGUGGGAAUUUUAAGAGCAGUUCGUUUCUGCCAUGCAUAGAUCUGAGGCAUAUCGUGCUUUGAAAAAAAAUUGAUUGAUUCAUAUAGAUUCACCUAAGAGAUUCUGAUUUGCCACUGAUGUUCAGAAUUAUGACUGAAGGCAGGAAAGCUUAGUUCUCUGGGCAGGACUUACGCAGUUUAAAAUGGCGUAAGUAAUUUCACGCUUCAAAGAAAAAUUUGUUUCAAAAUGUAAAAUGUUUUUUUGUUUUUUUCCUCCUCCAGAGAUCAUGGAACAAAAACACAUGGUUAUUUUCAAUGAUAACUCCUUGGAUGAGUUGUUGUGGGUUCUAUGUUUACUUUCCCUAUGGAAUUUAUAAUACGGUAUGUUAUACACUGUACCAUAUAGCAGACCUUUUCAACUACAGGUAGUGAGGGUCACACAAUACAUCUGAGGUCCUGUGAUCUUAUUUUUCUAAACUUAAGCACUGUUUUUUCCAUAGUUUUGAUGACUGGCAUUUUAUAGACACCCUGGCAGCCUUACUUUUAACACCUUUAAUGAAUAGUAUUUGUAUCUAGUUUUCAGAAUAACAUAUGGUCUAAGAGUGGCUAAGAGGCCGUCAGUAGUUUCAGAAGGGACCUCCACUUUUCAUAAAUUCGUUUAGGAAGUUUCCUUUUAGCGUUGUAACGUGAUGGCCGCAGAGUAUACGUAUUUGUUUCUAAAAGUACGCUUACGAUUGUCACUUUAUCAGCAUUUAAUCAGUGUUAAUCGGUCAGCAGAAAAAUAUAAUUAGGCUAACAGUAGGGGGAAAAACCCACUCAGAAAUCCCUGUUCUGGUAUAUUUCUCUUUUCACUUGUGUUUUUUCAAGCUGUGACCACCCAGUGUUCUGUCCAUAGUCCAUUCAUCUUUUGCUCUCCCCAUAGAAGGUCAUACAUACCUUACUGUAGGCUAUUUCUUUCCAGCUCUCCUCGGAGCAAUUGCUAAUUUGAUCUGAAUGUGUAACUUGAACCCUGUAACGUUAUGGAACUAGGGCUAUUUAUUCAAUAAUAACAUCUGGCACUUUUGGUGCAAAGAAAGGGAACUUCUGUGUUACCUACUGGAUUACAGAUAGAACAGAAAAAUAUAUAUUUACCCUUCUUGGAGUAUAGAAUGCUACCAACCCUCCAAGCAAAAAUGACUGUGUCCUGCACAUUUUUGGUCUCAAAAAACUUUCAACUCUGUAUAAGUCUUUGUCAGAAAUGAAUCUCGGCUCCUUAGAAUUUCUCUUUCUUUAAUCCGUACAUGUUACCAGAGUUCACGUGCAUGUGUAUGGCUGCUGUCUGUUCUUUGCUGUCCUACAGCAUUCGAGGGAAGCAACCCAGUGAGAUUGAUUCAAAUCAUUUGAGGGAAUAUACUUGGAGGCAGAACUCGCUGCUUGUGUUUAGAGAGGGCAAGCCUGACCGAGACCGGAUUACCUGAUAACUGUCUAUGGAUACUGUUAGCAGUCACUGAUAGCUGCUGGGAAAAAUCUUUAACUAGGUUGCAGACACUCUGUUUCUUGAUACAGGAUGAUGUGAGAAUUAGCAAGACUAGAGAACUCUGGACAGAUGAACAGUCCUGGCCUGGAUACUGCUCUUCACUCAUUUUCUGGUUUACCGUCUGCUUAUUUAAGCAACUUCUAAGCACUAACCCAGCCAGAGCUAAGCGAAAGUGGUUCCAACACCGCUCCUUUCACUACCCCUGUUGUAAUUAUUUUAGGAGAAAUGUCCAAACUGUUUCUUUAAAUCUCAGAGAAGCACCAAAACAGAGAUGUGGAAUGUUUUCAGUAGACUGUCAACUGUCGUUCUUUUCCCCGCACGCUUUGGCACAUUGGCACGUUCUGAACAUGCAAUUUAUUCAAGGGUAAAGCGUGUCUUUGAGACUCCACCCCUCCCACCCUAACUACUCAUGCUUAAUAGAUUUUUCCCCCCUUUUGGUGGUAGGUAAAUAAUUGAAAUGAGUGAUUUUGUGUUAAACUGUAAUUUAAAGAAACAUUUGGAUGGCAGUCAGUAUGUUUCUGAGUGCAGCUGUGUGUGAAUUUUUGCUGGCAUUGCCUGGGAUGCUCUUCCUACUUACGGUUUGUUGUGCUCUGUGAACAACUCUGUACCUGCCCUGGGAUAAAACGGAACUUAGGCGGCUCUCAAGAGUUGUGUCGUACCCCGCGAAGACAGAAUCAUGCACGCUCCUUUUCUGAUUCCAUCUUUUGGGGAACCUGUUUCUUUGAAGGGGCUUUGUAUUUAUGAGAGUGCACUUGCUCCAAGUGUGUGCUCGUACUUUCUUAGCCUCAUGAUAUGUGGGCCAGAAAGAGGGAAAGAUGGCUCAGGGCGUGGCCGGGCAAAUGAGGACAAGGUCAAUUCAGGUGUGUAGGUUAGGAAGAAUUUGGGUGGACUCACGGUUUUCUGGAGAAAUCUGGGUGGCUGGAUUGCAUGCCUCUUCUUCACAACAGGAAAUAAGCAAGGUGGUGGCACCUAAAAAUAAGUAUGAGGGUCAGGCACCAAAUAAAUCAAGUUUUACAGGACAGGUACAGUCCCAGUUUAUUCAGGUGAGAUUUUACAAAACAGAAAAUUUGAGGGGCAUGAAAAUGGGUUAGUUUAUGUGUUUUCCAUUUUGGCAAAAAAAAAAAAUCAGAAAUUCAUCAUAUUGCUUUGCCCUAAUUUUGCCCAGCAUUUUAUCUCCAGCUCUUGUUGGAGAAGUGUGCAACCUCUCUCUUAAUAGUGGUCAGUCACUUAAAAAGCCAUUCUAACCUGGCUUUGUAAAAUAGUGAAAGUGACCAAUAAGCAGAUUGGCAGCAAUGUCAAGUUGUCGAAACAUUCCGUUGAAGAUUUUCUGGAGGGACAAAAUGGGAGAAUGGGAGACCAGUGUUCAGAUUUGGCUACAAAGUAGGGAGUAUCUCUUCCAUUCUACAUGCAUACAAGCAACUAUGUAUACACACAUUCAUUCUUUUAAGGAAAAUCAUGAAAAGAAGCAAUUGGAGUGCUCAGGUGUGCUGUAAGAGAGGUAGGGAGAGUUAAUUGCUGUUAAUACCAGUAGUCGCACUUGUUACCAAGUCGUAUUAAGAGCUGUUAAAGUCACUAGUGUGUGUUUGGGACUAAUUGCAACUAUUGAAGCAUGGGUCUUUACAAUCUACUUCAGAAGAAAUCAAAACAGUCAAAAAAAGUAGAGUAUUUAGCUGAUUUGAUAUAACCUCCAAAGUGAAAGAAACUAAUUACUUUUGGAUAGGAAGAUACAGAAAAGAAGUUAACUUAUAUGUUGACAAAUAGAGAAAGACAAGAAUAUGUUCGUGAGCUUGAUAUUGUUUUGUGUCUGAGUUACACUCCUCACAAAACCACCGAGAAGGCUUAAUGGUGGUUUAUGUAAAUGUUUGACAAUAUUUACAUCAGUGAAGGUAUUUUGAUGAAAAUUGGUCUGUUUAUUUUCCAGUGUUAGUUAAUUUUAUCUCCAAAAUGGUUCCUUAAGGUAGAAAAAGAAAAGGCUGCAAAAGUACAAUCUAAAAAACUGUAUGCUCUUAGUUUCAAGACAGAACUUAGAUUUUGAGGUACUGGCUAUGUUAUUUUUAAACUUUAAAUUGUUCAUUUUUCAAAAAGGAAUGUUGCAUUUGUGAUCUUUAGUUAUAUUUUAUAUAUUAUUUUAGUAAGUACUGUUUUAUAAAGACUCUUCUAAAACAGAAAUUCCCCAAAUGCACAGGAAAAAAAAAGUGGUGGUGAAAUUGUAGUUUGUAUAUGUGAAAGUUAUCUUAGAAAUGUUUUUAAACCUCCAGUUUCUGCAAAAUAAUUAAAAUAUACAGUAACUGGUCUCUUAAGAUCCUGAAUUUAAUGUAUUAAAUACUUAGAAAAAAAUUUUUUUA
Messenger RNA from Molossus molossus (Pallas's mastiff bat), 5923 nucleotides. RefSeq names its product IKAROS family zinc finger 2 (gene IKZF2). Lineage: Eukaryota; Metazoa; Chordata; Mammalia; Chiroptera; Molossidae. Gene Ontology annotation, biological process: regulation of transcription by RNA polymerase II. The coding region runs from base 265 to 1848 and encodes 527 amino acids. The record is from RefSeq and is a predicted model, not a curated record. Gene Ontology annotation, molecular function: RNA polymerase II cis-regulatory region sequence-specific DNA binding; DNA-binding transcription factor activity. The transcript has 8 exons.